Messenger RNA from Selaginella moellendorffii, 738 nucleotides. Its product is annotated as cytochrome P450 98A1. The transcript has 2 exons. Gene Ontology annotation, molecular function: monooxygenase activity; heme binding; oxidoreductase activity, acting on paired donors, with incorporation or reduction of molecular oxygen. The record is from RefSeq and is a predicted model, not a curated record. Bases 1 to 738 code for a protein of 245 amino acids. Lineage: Eukaryota; Viridiplantae; Streptophyta; Lycopodiopsida; Selaginellales; Selaginellaceae.
AUGUUGGAUUAUGCAUUUCUUCCACCCACUGUAUCCCAUCAAACUCUUGUGCCUUAUCCUAUUUGUCCCCAACAGCCAAUCCUUUGUCAAUCUAAACCUGUGCUAGGCCGGGAAACCAUUGAGAACUCACCAUUAUGGGGACUGAUACAAGCACUUGCAUUGUCGAAUGAACCCUUCUGGAGCUCUUCACAACCCCGAGUCCUGAGUAAGCUCAAGGAAGAGCUCGAUGCAGUGGUGGGAUCAAGCAGUCACAUGAUCGAGAAGCCCGAUUUCCAGAACCUGGACUACCUCAACGCGGUGAUCAAGGAAGCUUUUCGUCUCCAUCCACCUCUGCCGCUCCUCAGUCCUCACAUGUCGACUCAGACUUGCACCAUAGCCGGAUUUCACGUCCCAAAGAAUGCCUUCACGUUUGUCAAUGUAUACUCAAUCCGAAGAGAGCGAGGGGUAUGGGAAAGGGCAGAUGAGUUUUGGCAGGAGAGGUUUCUUGUUAAGUCCGUGGAUGUUCAAGGCCAGGACUUUGAGUUGCUUCCAUUCGGAUCCGGGCGACGGGCUUGUGCGGGAAUGCAGCUGGGCUUGAAGACUGUCCAGCUUUUGGUGUCCAAUUUGGUCCAUGCUUUUGACUGGAGCUUUGUUCCAGGCAAACCGAGUGAAGACUACCUCCUUCGAGAAUGUCAUGGCACUAUUAACUGGAUCAAGACCCCAUUACAAGUUUGUGUCGUUCCUAGGACCAGUUCCUAG